AAUUUUGAUUACUACUGAACAUUAUACGAAUUUUUAUCGUUUCUGCAGAACUACAAAAACUAGUUCUCGAGCGCGACGCUAGGUAAAUUUCAUCGUGGUCGUGGGGCUCCUUCAUGAAGAUUCAAAUGAAUGUUGCCUCCGUGGUUCGGCAAAUUUGCAGAAACUUGCAUGUGAGCAAGAUUCGGCACGCAGAAUCUUUAAAACAGAUACUAGCAUCGAGCAAACCAGACGAAAAGAUCGAGGUCAAGGGUUGGGUGAAGGCGCUACGUAAGCACAAGGAUGUUGUUUUUCUGGACGUUUCGGACGGGACUGUUGCGUCUAAGCUUCAAGUCGUGCUUCCUGCGGACAACAUGAGGCCGGACUUAUCCUGCGGGUCGUCUGUGAGUGUUGUGGGAAGCCUGGUUCCGAGCCGGCACAAGGCACAGGACGUCGAAAUUCAUGCCGACGAGGUGACUGUCCUGGGCCCGUGUGACGUCGAGAAAUUUCCCUUCAGGCCCCGCAAGAACUAUGCCCCGGACUACGUGCGCAGUUUCCUCCACCUUCGACCGCGGCUGUCCCAGGAGGCCGCGUUGCUGCGAGUUCGGAGCGCCGCCCUGGUGGCGGUGCACUCGGCCUUCCAGGCAGAGGGAUUCUUCCACGUUCACACCCCGGUGAUAACGUCCAACGACUGCGAAGGGGGCGGCGACGUCUUCAGCGUCAAGCCCCUGAAGCCGGCAAGUCAGGCAGCCGAGGAAUCGAAAGGCACAAAGGAGGAUGCUGCCGCCAGGGAGCACUUUUUUGGUGGUCCAGCGUUUCUGACGGUGUCUGGCCAGUUGCACCUAGAAGCCGCCGCCAUGUCCCUGUCGAGGGUGUACACGGUGAGCCCCACCUUCCGUGCGGAAAACUGCAACACGAGGCGGCACCUGUGCGAGUUCUGCAUGGUCGAGGCUGAGGAGGCCUUUCUUGACAGCCUGGACGCGCUCAUGGAUCGUACAGAAUUGCUGGUGAAGAGGUCGUUCAAUCACGUCCUUGGCUCCGCGGAGCAAGAUGUAGACCUGGUCACGAGAGAGGCCCCCGCCGGUCACGUCAAGACGGUGGCGGCAGCCCUUGACGAGCCGUUUCCGAGGUUGACAUACAACGAGUGCAUCGGGUACCUGAAGGCUGCGGACAACCGGGCAUUCUCGCACAGCGUGCAGUGGGGAGAUAACCUGAAAACAGAACAUGAGGAAUUCAUUGUGAAGCACUGUGGCAAUCGUCCCGUAUUUGUGACCCACUUUCCAGCCAGCCUCAAGCCAUUCUACAUGAAGAGGGACAGCACUGGAAAUCUGGUGGAGGGAUUCGACCUGCUCGUCCCGUAUGGCGGAGAGCUUUGCGGAGGAAGCCUUCGUGAGGACAGCUACGAAGUCUUGAAGGAGAGGAUGGAGGCUCUGGGCAUGUCUGAAAACUUCUCCUGGUACCUGGACCUGAGGGAGUUCGGAUCGGUGCCCCACGGAGGCUUCGGACUGGGAUUUGACCGGAUGCUGCAGUACUUCCUGGGCAUCCACAACAUCAAGGACGUGGUCACUUUCCCCCGGUGGUCCAGGCACUGCCAGAUGUAAUGGUUGUCCCGAGACUCCUUUAGUUUUACUGUGGUGCCUGGGACGUGUCUCCGACCGGUGCGUUUACUGCAUCCUGAAAAGUGGUCCUUCGAUUUCCGCCUAAUGACGUGGGGGAAGCGUCGUGUCGUGGCCGGCCGCCACCCUGGCGGUAUUGCGGCGGCAUGGGGGACGUUGCUGACAUCUGUUAACUGCUACAGGUCACUCUUCAGCUUGACAGUCCACGGAAGCUUCGGCGGCUAGGACUCGGGCACCCCGCGACAACAGCGACAGUGGCAUUCCUGCUUUUUUUUUUUAAUUUAAUUGUUAGGAUUUUGACAUUUACCAGCAUGAAACUUUGGCUUUUGUGAUGCCGUUUGUUGCCAAUUCGGGACCACCUUCGAUGCACGGGCGGAAUGCCAAACACAGCAGUUUGGGACGCGUUCCAGGUGCCAUAGUUUCACAUAGGAAUAAUAAACGCAUAGCCAAAAGAGCACGGCAAAUUUCUGGUUCAUUAGGGGUCAUGCUUGAAGAGAAGGGGGCGUCUGCUGAGGGAAGACAUCACAAGCAAAUCAUUGCCUGGAUCUUUUUUUUGUUGAUCUAAUAUUUGCUUUGUCACCAAAAACUAAGCAUUCCUUUCUAAAAAGCUGAUGUGUGUAAUUUUUCUUUUAUUAAAGAAAGGGUUGACUUCGGAGGUUUGAGAAAGAACUGUGGCUUCCCAGCUGCGCAGCGUGGACCGAAUUCGACAUGGAUGUUAUAGUGGGCUAGAGGGGAGGUACGGUGGUUGAUUGCUUCUCCCAGCGGCUAGAGCAAUCCCAAGCUUCGUGCCACUUGCUGUCACCAGUAAGCUGCAGCAACACCACGGCAGAAAAGACCAGUUAUUCCUUUGGGAAUUUGCUUCUAAAUAAAAUGAAGCAAACAGGGAUGUGUCCCCGUGUACGGUUGAACGGUGCCUCUGGAGAGCGUAAUAGAGGGUGUUUCCAGUCAGAUUGUGCAAUGAGGGUCCGGGUCAUGUUCUUUAUAUGUAUGUUAAAUAUACAUUAGAGCCAUGUUCUUGAGGGGAGAAGUUGGCCAUAUGCAAACGCCGUAGCUAAUUUUCUCCCGGAAAUGUAAAAUUUCGAAGCUCAAGGCGUGGACGUUGCCAAUUAAGGUUUCGUUGUGGUACUUUGAAUAGCCGUUAAUUUCGCCCCGAAGCAAGCAUGUAUUGAUACUUUUUUCUACUUGCUUUAUGAAAGGAUUACGACAUGUACACAUAAUAUUAAAAACUACAAUAAAAGAUUUUGAAGGAAAAAA
Molecule: messenger RNA, 2846 nt
Organism: Ixodes scapularis (black-legged tick)
Lineage: Eukaryota; Metazoa; Arthropoda; Arachnida; Ixodida; Ixodidae
Gene: AsnRS-m
Product: probable asparagine--tRNA ligase, mitochondrial
Exons: 12
Coding region: 114-1577 (487 amino acids)
Biological process (GO): asparaginyl-tRNA aminoacylation
Cellular component (GO): mitochondrion
Molecular function (GO): nucleic acid binding; ATP binding; asparagine-tRNA ligase activity
Source: RefSeq, a predicted model, not a curated record